This is a messenger RNA of Elaeis guineensis (African oil palm), 1436 nucleotides long. RefSeq names its product protein RGF1 INDUCIBLE TRANSCRIPTION FACTOR 1. NCBI's taxonomy places the organism in Eukaryota, Viridiplantae, Streptophyta, Magnoliopsida, Arecales, Arecaceae. The record is from RefSeq and is a predicted model, not a curated record.
CCCGGCCCCACUCACGCCCACUCAAGUCUACAAAGACCUCAACCCCAUCCCUUGCAGCCCCUUCUAACCCCUCCUCUCUAAGCUUUCUCACCUCUCUGUUUCUCCGCUCUCCUCCCCCCACCCUUCCCCUCUCUUCUGCCGAGUGCGUCUCUCUUAUCCUUAAAAGAGAGCGAGAGAUAGAGAAAAAAACGAGAACACUUUGCUCAACAAACUGGCGAUCGAUCACGAAUCCCCCUUCAAGGAGCUCAAAUUCAAGAACAGAAGGGCCAUGGGAGGAGGAGGACCGGACGACGACAGCCGGUGGCCGCCAUGGCUCCGGCCGCUGCUGUCGACCAGUUUUUUUGUGCAAUGCAAGCAGCAUGCUGACUCCCACAAAAGCGAGUGCAAUAUGUACUGCCUUGACUGCAUGAAUGGCGCCCUCUGCUCGCUCUGUCUCGCCCACCACCGCGACCAUCGCGCCAUUCAGAUAAGGAGGUCAUCCUACCAUGAUGUGAUCAGAGUGUCUGAGAUACAGAAGGUGCUGGACAUCAGCGGCGUCCAGACUUAUAUCAUCAACAGCGCCCGCGUGGUGUUCCUCAACGAGCGCCCCCAGCCGAGGCCCGGCAAAGGCGUCACCAACAACUGCGAGGUCUGCGAGCGGAGUCUCCUUGACUCCUUCCGCUUCUGCUCCCUCGGCUGCAAGAUUGUUGGGACCUCUAUUGAUCACAAGAAGAAGAAGAAGAAGAAGAAAGCAGCGGCUUCGUCGGCCUCCGACUCCGAGGAGUCGUACACCAGCACCAGCCGCGGGAGCGAGAAGAGCAAUGCAGUACAGAGCUUCACCCCGUCGACCCCACCGCCGACCGUCCUCAGCUACCGGACCGCCAAGAGGCGAAAGGGCAUUCCUCACAGGGCCCCCUUUGGUAGCCUCAUCUUGGAGUUCUAGAUUGCUCCGGUGGUGCCACGGAAUGCAUACUAGUAUAGACGUAGAAUAUACGUAUGUAAGAGAAGACAAGAACACCAACCCCAACUCUCUCUUGAUGUCAUAUAGUUCAUAGCUACAUGGGGAUAUCAUCCACGGCACUCUGUGCUUCUUGAUGGGGAGGCCGGUGCUGGUGACUCACAUCCAUGCACAGAGAAACGGAGGAGCAGAUGGAAAAUACCUCAGACAGCUCAUAGUUUAAAUAGGCUUGGAAGUGUAGCUAAACACGGAAGUGAAAGAGAAGCAAUCACAGGUUAUGGUGUUAGAUGAUAUGAAUGGACGUACGUGUUUACUACUCUCCUUAUACCGAAGUUUUGUGAUAAUAGGUUGGCUUAGCCCUGGUUAAAUGUAAAUAGCAAGGAAGACAGAAGAAUGUUAAAGAGAGAGUUUGUUGUAGCGAGGGAAAGGAGACAAUGUCCAUAAGAUGGGGAAUGUAAUAAAAUGCUCCUUAUCUACCUGUAUUGUAUGCGUUUUGGUU